UCCACCUGACGGAACGGCUACGAUGACGAGCAAUCUUAUAGACGCACACUGGUUUCCCCUGGCGUCGCAGGGUAACAUUUACUCCAUGACGAAGCUGUGCUCGACUAGCAGUCCCAACAAAUUGCUAGUGGCGUCCCUGAAGAGGAAGAUAUACUCCUGCGAGUACCAUCAGACGCCGGAAUUCCUGAGGCCCAUGGUGAAGGAGUUGCUGUUCACGUAUAUUCCCAGUGGCGCGGAAAUUAUUUCCAUCGACGCCUACAACAAAUCCGACACCGGGGACAGUUUCGUGAUAGGUAUAACGAUCAUGAAAACGAGCGCGGACAUGAUAGAGAGAUAUCUGAACAUAUAUACGGAGGGUGCGAUGGACGGCGAAGGAGAUGAGGGUAGCUCGGUCGAAGCCAUAGCCCAGAACUGUCUCAUGGUGGAGCUGUCGUACACUCCUUACCAUCUGUACCAUACCGUUCUACCGCAACAGAACUCCACACAGGAGGUAGUUUGGCUGAUAUCCGGAAGCGAUUACAGGAUUCAUAUGAUAAGGGAGGAUAAAUCGAGCCACGUUUACAGCGAGUCCCCCAUCGAGAAAUAUUUCCCGGAGCUGCACGACAUCCAGGCGAUCGCGCUGUGGAUCAAUAUUUAUUAUUACGACAAUUAUAAGCGGAGGGUCACCGCCGUCGGCUGUGAGUGCGGUCUAGUCAAGGUCGCCAUAGUGAACGUGGCGGAUCUGCAAGUUUCUCGAAGCUGGCUGCUGAGAUACGACAAGCCUGUACCGAGUGUGAUAGUGUUCCCGCAUAGAAACACCGUCAGCAAACCGACCUUCGUAGACGCCGAUUCCGAGGAUUGCGACCCCAAGGACGACGUUCUGAAAUUAAAUGCCGUUAUCUCGAGUACAAGUAACGCCGUUGUCUUCAAAGACAUCCUGCGGCACGGGAUGAAGCAGGACGUGAUAUUGAGCGGCAGCGAAUCGUCGGAUUGUAUUCUGUGCUGCUGUAUAGCCGACAUAAAUAUGGACGGUCAGAACGAGAUCUUGCUCGGUACUUACGGUCAGGAGGUCCUGAUCUUCGCAUUGACAGGCGACACGUGGGAAUUGGCCACCAGAAAACUGUUCGACGCUCCCGUGCAUUCCAUAAGCUACAUGGACAUAACGAACGAUGGAAUAAAGGAGCUGAUUGUACUCACGCAACGAGGUGUACACAUACUACAGCAUAAUAUAGCUGACAUUCGAGCGAAGUGGAAGGAACGUUGCAAACAAUUAUUUGACAUACUAGCUCAGGAAUAACUGUAUAUUUGUAAAAAAAAAGGUAAAAAAUAUUCUAUAUAUUUUAUAUAAUAUAUUUAUGUGAUAUACAUUGUACAUACCAUUUGUAAUUUAUAACAAAAUAACAAAUGUAGUAUAUUCUGUUAAAUUAAUCGAUAGAGAAGAAAAUACAAAGAUUACUACUCUAAA
Wasmannia auropunctata (little fire ant) is the source of this 1444-nucleotide messenger RNA. RefSeq names its product kaptin-like. Bases 23 to 1276 code for a protein of 417 amino acids. Lineage: Eukaryota; Metazoa; Arthropoda; Insecta; Hymenoptera; Formicidae. Gene Ontology annotation, cellular component: lamellipodium; actin cytoskeleton; KICSTOR complex. Gene Ontology annotation, biological process: actin filament organization; negative regulation of TORC1 signaling; cellular response to amino acid starvation. Gene Ontology annotation, molecular function: actin filament binding. The transcript has 7 exons. The record is from RefSeq and is a predicted model, not a curated record.